CGCAAUCAAUGCCUUCCUCUGCCACACCUUCUUUUAUAUAUAUAUAUAUAUAUAUAUCGCUCUCCUGCUUCUAUUCUCAACAGCACCUUUCCUCCUCCUAUUCACAUUAUUGGAUUAUUUAUAUGUGUGUGCACAUCGUUCCUCUCUUUAAUUUACACAAAACAUUCACAUCUCUCUCUCUACCCCCUCUGUCCUCUAGAGCCCCUCCCUCUCGUUCAGUGUCCAGGGCAAGCUCGAGAAGAGAAGAAGAUCAUGACAGCAACCCAGUUUUCUGAGAGAUCAACAAUGGAGAUGGAAUCUGGUGUUCCUCCGGGGUUCAGAUUUCGUCCGACAGAGGAAGAGCUCGUAGGGUACUACCUCAAGAGGAAGAUAAACUCGUUAAAAAUCGACCUAGAUGUGAUUGCAGAGAUCGAUCUCUACAAGAUUGAACCAUGGGACAUCCAAGAAAGAUGCAAGAUGGGGUACGAGGAAGAGAAAGAAUGGUAUUUUUUCAGUCACAAGGACAAGAAAUACCCAACAGGAACGAGAACAAACAGAGCGACGGCAGCAGGGUUCUGGAAAGCAACAGGUAGGGACAAGGCAGUGAUGUCGAAGAAGAACAGAAUCAUUGGCAUGAGGAAGACCCUUGUCUUCUACAAGGGACGUGCUCCUUAUGGCUCCAAGACCGAUUGGAUUAUGCAUGAAUUUCGCCUCCAAACCUCCCACACGCUCCUCCUCAGGAAGAAGGAUGGGUAGUGUGCCGAGCAUUCAAGAAACCUAGUCCUACUCAGCACAGACAGAGUUUCGAAUGUUGGGGUAACCAAACACACAUUUUAGGGACCAAUUAAGCAAUAGUGCAAGACCUCAUCAAUCUCUAUCAUUCACCAACGAAGCCCUAAAUCAGGUGCUUUAUCCAAGUAAUGAAGGACCAAGUUUUAGCCAUCCCUUCACUUCGAAUCACCACAACCAGCAGUUUCCGUCAAACGAUGUCGUUUUCGAUGACAGCAACAACAACCUGCAGCUUGUUGAGCUCGUUCCACAGCUCGAUAGCCCCACGGCUUCCCUACAAGCUCGAGCAGUGAAACAAAAUGGCCUCGCAAGUGAAGGCAGUUACAGUCAAGAAAGGACCAAUAAUAACAACGUUAACGACGGCCAAGGCAUUGAUUGGAAGAGCUUCGAUAGCUUGUUCACUUCCCAGUUCACAGAUGAUACUGCCGCCGCUUCUUAUUUUUCUCAUCAAAACAUGCCCUCGAGUCAUGACCUACAAGCAUUACUACCUCAAAAUCAUCAAGCUAGCCAUGUCCUGGGAUGCUUUCCUGAUUCAUAACCAGCACGCCUCUGGUGCAUGAAAAUAAUAAGUCCGAUUAUUAGCUACCAAAAUGGUGGAUUUCAUCAUAAUAAUCUUCAUUAUGUUAUAUAAAAUAUGUAGUGUUGUCCAGAAAAUGGAAAGCCUGAAGGUCUUUUUAGGAGAAAACCUUUGGCCGGAAAAUUUUCUCCACGUAUAAAAGGAUUGAGAUUCCUUGAAAAAGUGAAUUUCUACGGAGUCUAAAGAAUUUGAAUAGAAACUUCUUGGACUUUUACUUUUUCUAAGUUUGACUUUUCAGUGUCAAUGUUUCUGUCAUCUACAAAUGUAUAUUCUCUUUCUUGCUUGCAUUAACAGUGGUUGUGUUUUAGUGGAGAAGCCAUUUUAUUUUGAUA
Messenger RNA from Prosopis cineraria, 1677 nucleotides. RefSeq names its product NAC domain-containing protein 30-like. The transcript is spliced from 4 exons. Gene Ontology annotation, molecular function: DNA binding. Bases 253 to 735 code for a protein of 160 amino acids. Gene Ontology annotation, biological process: regulation of DNA-templated transcription. The record is from RefSeq and is a predicted model, not a curated record. NCBI's taxonomy places the organism in Eukaryota, Viridiplantae, Streptophyta, Magnoliopsida, Fabales, Fabaceae.